This is a messenger RNA of Ilex paraguariensis (yerba mate), 1336 nucleotides long. The record is from the annotation of a GenBank genome assembly. Lineage: Eukaryota; Viridiplantae; Streptophyta; Magnoliopsida; Aquifoliales; Aquifoliaceae.
CAAAAAGCAACCAACAAUGGCUUUCCAGUUUCCACUUUUCAUCCUUUUGGAAACCAUAAAGAAAAAUUCUCCAUUGACAUUGCUUCCCCUAGUUUCUUCACUAGUCGUGGUCAGCCAAAGGAGUCUCCUUUCUUCAAUCCAUUAACUAGGUUUCAGCCCAAGCAAACCAAUUCAGCUAAGAGAAACAGUAAAAGAGAUGAAAAGAGUGAGAGAGAAACUCCUCAAGAAAGUGAAAUCCAUUUCAACAUUAGCCAGUUUCAAACAUGGUCUGAUUUUUCAAGAAUAUCUCACCCAUGAAAACUUUCAAAUCCCACCAGUUCACCUAGAACAAGAACAGAAGAGCAAUAGCCUUCCAGAGCUCGUUCCUGGCGAUUUUCGCGUACCUGAACACUUAAACGAUGUCAAGGAUGAAGAAUUGGAUUCUUUCUACCAUGGUGGCAACCAAGGGAACUUCAAAACCCCCUUGCAGUCCAGAGACAUGGCGGCUGGUAAGUAUAAGAAAGAAAUUACAGUCACAUUGGAGUAUGGAAGUGAUACUGUUGUUUGUACUUCAGAAUUGUCUGAUCAGGUACAAAAAGUAUUUGCAGAAUCACAAUCUUGUGACUUUAAUCUUGAUCCUCUUAUGGAAAUUGAUAAGUUAGCCUGUUUGGAGCCUGUGAUCAAGGAACAUGGUGGUGAUUAUGAAGAAAAUGACAGUGAAGAACAUCCAUUACUAUUAGAUUUUGAAGAGAAGUGUCCACCAGGAGGAAGUGAAUCAGUAAUUCUUUACACAACAAGCAUGCGAGGAAUCAGGAAGACAUUCGAGGACUGUAACACCAUUCGGUUUCUGCUGGAAAGUUUCCGGGUUUUAUACAGCGAGAGGGACGUUUCAAUGCACUUGGAAUAUAGAGAGGAGCUGUGGAAGAUCUUGGGUGGUAGAGUAGUCCCUCCAAGGCUUUUCAUUAAAGGAAGACACAUUGGAGGGGCCCAUGAGGUGGUUGCGUUGCAUGAACAGGGAAAGCUGAGGCAGUUCUUGCAAGGAAUACCAGUAAAUCCAUCAAAUGGACCCUGCAGUGGGUGUGCUGGGUUGAGAUUUGUGCUGUGUUUCAACUGUAAUGGCAGUCGGAAGGUCAUCAACGAGGGAGAAGGCAGUGAAUCACCUUUUAGAUGCCCGAAAUGUAAUGAAAAUGGAUUGGUCAUAUGCAAUGUUUGCUGCUGAAUAUCUAACUUUUUUUUCUUUCAUGUUGCUCUCUUGAUCUUGUAAUAUAAAAAUAAUUUUUGUAUUGUUAUAUAAAUCAUUGAGAAAUUAUCCUUGUAGUUUCCCCAUUCAUGUUGAUCAAAGGGGGACAAUUCGAAG